AUGAUAUCCAGCCUUCAAUUCACCAAUUCUAUAUUAUAAAAUACUGUUAGUAAUGUCUUUACUCCUAAUAUAUAAAUCUCAAACUCCAUAAAUAAUAAUAAAAAUUUCUUCAAGCAAAACGCUAAAUUUAACGCAGCAGCUGAAUAAUCCUAAAUAAACCAAUAAAAUAACCAACUGCUUAAUUAAUAGUAAAAGCAAGCUAAAAUCUCUUAUCGCCUUGCUUCUUAAUCUAACUCUGAAUCAGAAAUCUAUGAGAAAUCAUCCCAAAAUUAUUUAUCUCACUUCAGCUCAAUGAUUUAAAUUGGAUAGAAUAAUUAGCAAUCCAGCUCUCAAUAAUCAUUUUCUAUUUCAUUGGCCAAACAAAAAUCAAUUAAAGAAAGCGAUUUCUCCCUUACGUCUCAAGCCUCAACUAACUUAGCUUAAAAUCUUAACAAAAAACUUGCCAAGCUUGCUAAGAAGCAAAAUAGUCUCUCUAAUAGUGGCUGCUCAACUUAAAUCUCUUCUUGCUAGAGCUUCAACAGUAUUCCAUCUUGUAAAGUGAUGCGUCCCUUCCCAGAACAUGAAUUUUACCUUUGCGCAGAAAACUUAGGAAAAUCCACUCUAACUCACAUUGAAGAAGAUGAAAGUUUUGAACUUAAUCCUGUCAUAUAGGUCAAUACCCUCUCUAAAAAUAUUUAAUACGUAGAAUACAAUAAAAAAAAAUCUGUCCUCUCUAUCCACCUUUCAAACAAGAGCUCAGCUUCAUCACUCGACUCUUUAAGCUCUAUUUCAUUUGAAGAAAUACCAUCCUCUCCUCACCUUUACAAUUCUUCUGAACUCAAUUCCUCCAUCAGCAACUUAUAAAAUGAUUUGAACAAUCUACCCAAAGUUGCUCUACCUUUCAAUCACACACUUCUUGAAAGUGAAACAUACAAAAUUAUGGCUUAAAAGACUAAGCCAUGUCUCUCUGUUGCCUACAGAUUAAACGAAAAUGGUUCUUUUGAUGUGAAGGGUAUUCACAUGAAUGAAAAAUUCUUAAUCUACACAAAAUGGGACACUGAAAACUGUCUAUUGACCACACUAAAUAAUUCUAUUUAAGAAAUGUUUACUGCAAAGAAUUAUGAGACUUUCAUGGAUUACACCUUUAAGUCUAUGAGUACUGCUUUUAAUGCUAAAAGUCACGCAUCUGAACUCUAUUCCUUAAACGGUGAAUUGAGAAUGGCUGACAAUGGCAUAAGAGAAGUUGAAAUGUCUAUUCAAUCUAAUUAUAAUCCUAAGUAUGGCUUUUUGCAUGUUUCUUAUAUUAUUGAUAGAGUUAUUUCUGAAAGAAAACCUGUUGUUAUUAAGAAAAAAUCUAAAUCUUCAAUCUUUUGCUCAACUGCUUCUUCUUCUAAGAACGAUAAAUCAGUCUCCGGAGGAAUCAGAAGUCAAAGCAGCAGCAUUUUUAAGAGAAAAGCUUCUAAUUCAUUUACAUUUGAAGAUACUACUCUCGGCAAUGAUGAUGAAUCUCUAUCCUAAUAAGAAAAAAGUUUCAUCUAGAGAUUCUACUCUUUGUGA
This is a messenger RNA of Tetrahymena thermophila SB210, 1536 nucleotides long. RefSeq lists its product as hypothetical. The transcript has 5 exons. The record is from RefSeq and is a predicted model, not a curated record. Lineage: Eukaryota; Ciliophora; Oligohymenophorea; Hymenostomatida; Tetrahymenidae.